CGAGCCACAGCCGUGAUGCCGGACCAGGGCGAUGCGGACGCUGAUGCCGAUGUGGAAAUCCAUGCUGUGAGUGCAGUUACAGCCCUUGUCAGCGACGUCACGUUGAAGCGGCUAAACGAAGAGACUGAUAAGGAUCCCUAUUUACGCGCCGUAAUUCAGGCCGUUCGCAACGGUGAAAAAGUGGAAGGAGAGCUGAAACCUUUCACAGGCGAGCUGUCAAUUGUGAAAGGUGUUCUCCUGAAAGGUACAAAAGUGAUCGUGCCUGUGUCCAUGAGAAGCGAGAUGAUGGCACGAGUGCAUGAAGGCCACAUGGGCCUUAAUAAGUGUAAAGCAAGGGCAAGAAGAUUCAUUUUUUGGCCAAACAUUAACGCAGAUAUCACAGAAAUGAUCCAGAGGUGUGCUGUGUGCAAACGCUAUGCAUAUAAUCAGCCCGCCGAACCACUCAUCAUUAGACCUACACCGCAUUACCCAUGGUAUAGGGUCGGUGUCGACUUAUUCGAAUACGGUGGAAGGUCGUAUCUUUCAGUGUAUGACGCUCUUUCUAACUUUCCAGAAGUGGAGGAGCUGCGUGACACAUCGGCGACAACCGUCAUCGACAAGCUGGGGGCCAUAUUUGCGAGAUACGGUGCCGUAUGAGGUGUGUACAGACAACGGACCUCAGUUCAGAAGCCGAGACUUCUGCCGAUUUGCAAGCAGGUAUGACUUCAGACAUGUCACCUCAAGCCCGGAGUUCCCGAGGUCCAACGGACUUGCAGAGAAAGGUGUGCAGGUAGCUAAAAGAAUUUUGAAGAAAACGAAAGAAGCAAGAGAAGAUUUCUGGCUGGGGCUACUUAGCUACAGGUCAACCCCGUUAGAAGAUGGACGAUCACCUGGAGAACUACUGCAAGGAAGGCGAUUAAGAUCGACUCUUCCUGAUUUCAGCAACCAGCAGAGAACCCAAGUGUGGAAACAUGUUCAAAAGGAAUAUUCAAGACGGGUUCUACCACCACUGGAAAAGGGACAGACUGUUAGGCUGAAGAAAAAGUCUUGGUCACGGAAAGCGAAAGUGGUUAAGCAGGUGUAUCCAAGAUCAUAUGAAGUGUUGACAGAGGACAACAAAACACUCCGUCGCAACAGGCAACAUCUGCUUCCCACAGGUGAAGCUUUCAUCCAGGACGCACUGGAAGAUGACCACGGUACUGAGGAAUGCCAGCAAAGUACACACGCUGCUCCCGACCUGCCCGAGCAGAUUAACGCACCGCCUGUAAUGGCGACAGACCCCACUACAUCAUUACGAAGAUCUCGCCGCCAGGGCAGACCACCUCAACGUCUGCAGUACGACUCGAAUUUUCAACAGUUGUCUUGAACUCUUUACUUUUAAUACUGUGAGGACGUGCAUUACAUAGCUGCUGUUCUUAAAUGUGUACUUUCAAAAGGAGAGGGAUGUAUCGUGAUCUGAUAGUACGCUUACCAGCGCAAACCACGUCAUUAUUUCUACUCGGCACGAGCCGUGCCCUUUCUCUUUACUUUUCCCUCUUUGCUCUUGGCGUGUUUUUAUAAGCAAGCGCAAUAAAGGACACAAGCAGUUUUUCGCCCUUCACCAUGUCGGCCUGGUCGAUGCUUCGCACACGCCCAUAACGCACGGAACUUUA
This is a messenger RNA of Dermacentor silvarum, 1631 nucleotides long. RefSeq lists its product as uncharacterized. Lineage: Eukaryota; Metazoa; Arthropoda; Arachnida; Ixodida; Ixodidae. The transcript has a single exon. Gene Ontology annotation, biological process: DNA integration. Gene Ontology annotation, molecular function: nucleic acid binding. The record is from RefSeq and is a predicted model, not a curated record. The coding region runs from base 416 to 1345 and encodes 309 amino acids.